Messenger RNA from Lutra lutra (Eurasian river otter), 736 nucleotides. RefSeq names its product intraflagellar transport 25 (gene IFT25). The record is from RefSeq and is a predicted model, not a curated record. NCBI's taxonomy places the organism in Eukaryota, Metazoa, Chordata, Mammalia, Carnivora, Mustelidae. The coding region runs from base 206 to 637 and encodes 143 amino acids. Gene Ontology annotation, cellular component: intraciliary transport particle B; centrosome; cilium. Gene Ontology annotation, biological process: intraciliary transport. The transcript has 7 exons.
CUCCUAGGAGGCCGGGAGUGGGGGGCGGAACUAGGGGCAGGGGCGCGCUUUUCCGGGAGGAGUGGAAGGGAGAUCCGGAUUCCGGACAGUCCGCGCGCUUGGAGCUAACGGGAGGCGCAGAUACAGCUUUUACAGUCAAUUUGCUUCUAUAUAUUUGUCCGUGCCCUGUCACCACCAGAUCAAGGAGGAAGAUUAACACCUUAAGAUGAGAAAAAUUGAUCUGUGUUUGAGCUCUGAGGGGACUGAAGUGAUUUUAGCUACAUCAAGUGAUGAAAAACACCCACCUGAAAAUAUGAUUGAUGGGAAUCCAGAAACAUUUUGGACCACAACAGGAAUGUUUCCCCAAGAGUUCAUUAUUUGUUUUCACAAACAUGUAAGGAUUGAAAGACUUGUAAUCCAAAGUUACUUUGUGAGGACCUUGAGGAUUGAAAAGACCACAUCUAAAGAGCCAGUUGAUUUUGAGCCAUGGAUUGAAAGAGAUCUAGUCCACACAGAGGGGCAGCUGCAAAAUGAAGAAAUUAUGACACGAGAUGGCCACGCCACUUAUUUGAGAUUCAUGAUUAUAUCAGCCUUUGAUCAUUUUGCAUCUGUGCAUAGUGUUUCUGCAGAGGGACUAGCAGUCUCAGAUCUUUCUUAGUAAUUAUAACCAAAUACUCUUGCAUGAUUUUUUUAACAAUAUAUUUAUUUAAACAUGAAGUUGUCAUUGAUAUGCUUUCAUUAAAGGGAUUUGUAUCAA